CUUUUUUCAGAUUGUUGCCGUGACAAAGAGUACAAGAAUAACCCUGUAUGAUGUGAACAGUUGCACAGCAAUUUGCCAUGUUGGGCUGCCUGUGCCUUUCCUGCUCUCAUGUCAGUCGCCUUGCAUCUGCGCUGAUGGGAAGGUCUUGAUAUUGAUUGGCGCUCAGAUGGAUGAAGAAAAUCAUGAUGACCUGGGCAUCGAGACAGCCGUGCCAUUUUCAUAUCCUCUGCAACACUUUCCAACACUUAAAAAAUACUGGAAAGAAGAGGUAACCGCUGACUCGUCACCGCACAAGCCAACCAACACCAUUGAUGCCAGACUGCAUUCCCUCAUACAAGACAGACUUCUCAGUCAAGAGAACAGACAACUGAGACUUCAGCAGCGGUGGUCUCAAUAUCAAACUGAAUUGAAGAAUAUUCAGAACAACAAGAUGAGAAAAAACCAUUCCACUUGGCUCACUGCUAAAUCUAGUGUGUCUACUGAAGUUUAAAACGGACAAGUCAAGGUCGAGAAAUCUGUCGCAGCUUGAAGCGUAUGGGAGAGUGUCAAGGGAUUUCACAGACCACAUUGAUACAGAUAAAGAAAAACUGAACUUAGUCCAUUGAUGAGAAUCGCACUUGGCAAUCACGUUUCUGACAAAUCUCGCUAUCUGGGACAUUUAUCGAGACAUCGCGUAAACGUAAUCACGAACUGCGACACGACUAUUGAAACCAAACCCACGUCUCAAUUUUUUCCAACGACCACUUAAGUAAAACGUUAAUCAGA
Molecule: messenger RNA, 765 nt
Organism: Orbicella faveolata
Lineage: Eukaryota; Metazoa; Cnidaria; Anthozoa; Scleractinia; Merulinidae
Product: WD repeat-containing protein 93-like
Source: RefSeq, a predicted model, not a curated record